GUGCAACCAAGUUCGUUUUUUUCUGACAAAUUCAAAGUUAUAUUUUCCUUGUUUAUACCACCGUAAAAAUACGAAACAUUGGCCGACUUGCUCGUAUUAUAUAGCAAUCGCGAAGGGUCUAACUUGAUACAUACGUUGAAGCUAGCUCUCCGAGACCUAUUUUGCUCCGUCACAAAGAUAAGUAUCAUCCAUCGGGCUUUGAAAAAUUUUAGUCAAUAUUGGAAACAGUAGAAGACAAAAGAUUCCAUGCUAUUCUUUGUUUUCGUGGCUUUACCAAUUUUGGCUCUACCUUCAAAGUUUAUCUCUGGAGGAAGAGCCUUGAAGCAGAUCGGAUUCAGCUUCGAGUCGUCCAAAGAAUUUCACCGAAGUGACAAGAAAAUCUCUGAUGUCUCCAACCAAGAAAUAUAUGAGCCAUUCAUCGCUACACAAGAAUAUGAUAUCCUUGUUGAGGAUACUGAAUUUGAUUCGUGGCUAGCUGAGCAUGCCAAUCGGUCUCUUUUCUUUAUGCUUGAAAAUAUCGGAGGGAUUCUGACAAUACUAAAUGCGAGUGAGGUUUCCGAAGGACUAGUGGUCGCUUCUCAGCUGCGAAGAAAUCCAAAUUACCUCUUCAAUUGGAUUAGGGACUCCGCAUUGACAAUUCGAUCCUUUAUCCACAUUUUAGAUGAUUCACAAGAAAAUUCUCUGAUUUCUUUCAAGCAGAUAAUUGAACUGUACAUCGAGGCCAAUUAUUACCUCCAAAGGCAACCGAAUUUGUCUGGUAAUUUCCAUGACAAGCGAAGAGCUUCAUUGGGAGAACCAAAAUUCAUGCCAAAUGGUCUUCCCUUCAAUGAACCAUGGGGAAGACCCCAGUCAGAUGGACCUGCCUUGCGCAUUCUGACAAUUGCGUACUAUCUUAAGUUUCUAGAGCACCUGGGUGAACUGAUCGAUAAUCAAUUUUUGGGAAACGCAUCAAACAUCUAUCAUAAAAUAAUCAAGCCAGACUUAGAAUAUGUGAUGGAAAACUGGAAUCGGGUACUGUUCGACUUAUGGGAAGAGGUAAACUCAUUUCAUUUUUUUAAUGCUUUAGUACAGCUCAGGGGGAUCAGAGAUGGAAUAUAUCUCUCCACUGUUUUUGAAGAGUCCCCGGAUUUUUCGGAGGCUUUAGAAAAUCAGUUUAAAGAGCUUAAGGCAUUUGUGUUGAGUUAUGAUACUGGGUUCAGAACACCCAAAGUACCUUACAUUAUAGAAACACCUUCGCUUUUUCAUCUGGGCAAGAGGUCUGGUUUGGAUGCCGCCACAUUGCUUGGUUCCUUGCAUGCACAUGGCAUGGAAACAGGAGGCAAUCUAGAUGUACCAUUUGAUGUUGACGACAGUCACAUAUUAAAUACAAUUAUGGCAAUGGUGACAGAUAUGAAAUUUAGAUAUCCUGUUAAUCACAAAUAUAUCGGUAAGUCCCAACAAGGGGCCGGAUUGGGACGUUACCCCGAGGAUAUAUAUGAUGGAUAUUCCACUACCGAAGGCAAUCCAUGGUUCAUUUGCACCGCUUCCGCGUCUGAAGCUUUAUACAAGCUAGUAUACAAAGCGAUAGCAGAGAAAAGCGACAUAUUGAUUCUUGCAGAAACAAGAGAAUUUUACUCACUUUUUGUUGAUGGCCUACUUGAUGAAGAUUCUCUGGAUGAUGAAAUCCGAACAAUCGAGUAUGGAUCUGAGGAGUAUAAACACAUACUUCGAGAUAUCUUUUUGUACUCUGACACUUUUAUGAAAGUGAUAAGAGAUCAUAUAGACUCAAAUGGCCACAUGCUGGAACAAUUCAACAAGUAUACGGGCUAUAUGCAAGGAGCAGAAGAUUUGACAUGGUCAUAUUCUUCAUUCUGCAACAGCGCGAAUUGGAGGGAAAAGGCUAAGGCUAAUUUGAAGUUUCUUGACAUGAAGGACUUGAUAUCUUCGUAACUUAUUUGCUGCUGUGGGCUGUUUUUUCUAGCUUUGGAGUUAUUGCUUUUUUUAAUAUCUUGUACCUUGUCGAAACCACCACCAUUGACAAAGGGAUACAUGAAUCUGAUAUUUUUUAAUUUCUCAAAACAUCUCUACGCUACAUAUAGCAAGUAUAGGGUAUGUCGAUUGAGUCGAGUAUUUUUUCAAUUUAAAAUUUAAAAUUUGAC
Molecule: messenger RNA, 2138 nt
Organism: Metschnikowia bicuspidata var. bicuspidata NRRL YB-4993
Lineage: Eukaryota; Fungi; Ascomycota; Pichiomycetes; Serinales; Metschnikowiaceae
Gene: SGA1
Product: glucan 1,4-alpha-glucosidase
Exons: 1
Coding region: 247-1929 (560 amino acids)
Biological process (GO): polysaccharide metabolic process
Cellular component (GO): fungal-type vacuole
Molecular function (GO): glucan 1,4-alpha-glucosidase activity
Source: RefSeq, a predicted model, not a curated record